GAUUCUCCGUUGUAAGAAACCGACCGAGAAACUUACUACAGCGACUAAGUGUUCCUCUAACCUCGUUUGUGACCUCAGCGCGUCUGAAGACAGUACCCUAGUGGCCAUGUUACUCUUCAGCUUCGUGGAAAGGAAUCCUCGCUUGUUGUUGGUACUCCGUGUCAUUCACCGAUGGUGCAGUGGGACUGGGCUGUUGCGCAACCCUGCGGACGCUGAAAACAUUUCGAACGUGCUCAACAUCCUUUUUCUUUCACAGUGCAUAAACCGUGGAGAAAUUGAAAGUUUUCAAGCUGAAAAGGUACAGAAAAAGUUGGAUGGGUUUGUUCGUGGGCAGGGCACAGAUUUAAACUUGUGUACGAAGUUUGAGGAAAUUUGGAACGUCGUCAGCAACCAAACCAAUAAUGAACAAGCAGAAGGAAACAUAAACCUCAGCACUAACCUCGGUCGGAACUUAUUGUUGUUCUUUCGAAGUUAUGAGACGUCUUUGGAUAUGAUUAUACCAGAACCAUUCGCCUGCAUCCUUAGUAGCAACAAGGUUUCUCAACUAAUUGAGGUUGACAAGAUUGAUCUCAUUCAAGAUCAGAUGCAACGUGCUUAUCAACUUUUGGCGCAAUACGGCGACGUAGAAAUUAUGCUAGCCUGCAGCAGUUCCGAAGAAUACAACGUGAUAUUCCUCUCACCUCUUCUUUCAUUCUCUGUGUCAGGCGUCGAGAAAAGCAAAGCUAAAGAAAUUGCAAGAAAGACUGGAGCAACCAGUGUUGUUAUUCGAUCCAGUCUCCCACGCUCUCGGAAGUCCGCUAUUCUCGAAGUCAGGGGAAAUGAGCCAACAAUACGUGCGGUGCGAAGAGAAUUAGAGAAUAUGACAGUUCAAGCGUCUAGGGAUAAGUGGUCCCUCAUGAGUGGAUCUUUCGUGGAUGGUGCAAACUUAAUGUUAUUCGAAGGAAGUAAAAAUGUAAAAGAUGUGAUCACUCUUACUCCUUACAUUGGACGGUGUCAUCAGACCCACGAUGGUCUACCACGUCACGUUGCUUUCGUGAAGAAUCCCACAAUCCCGAUCACCCAGUACAUGUUCAGUCGUUUUUCGGAUAAAUUCUUUCAGCAGGUCCAAUUGCUUGAGAGAGAUUUCGUUCCCCAGCUACAUGGCAUACACGAAUUAGCAGUGCACUUUGGGAGAACGUACUUGUUUAGUGUACCACAUAUACUGCUAGAAGAUAGCGAAUCCGUAUCCAUUGCUAUGCUUAGGGCCAACAAGUUGAAAACAGCAGUCGAGCAAACAAAACGUAGUGCUCCAGAGACAAUUAACUAUGUCAGUCAGGAAACCGAACGUCGCCGUAGAAGAAAAAGAAAACCGAACAAAGAAUUCAACAGUGGCGAAAAGACUAAAAAACGGAAACGAAGCAAGCCGUCUAGAAGUUCAUUCUAUACCACUGUUCAUUCCGCAGACAGGGUGAAGAACUUCCUUCAAUCUCGUGGAUUCCAGGCCGAGGACGCCGACUCCACGGAAACCUACUCGGUAAAUAUCUAUCGUGAAGAUAUCGAAUUUUACGUCAAAUUUGACAGCUUUCUGAAAUUCACAGAAGUCAGAUUCCCUAAUCUUCGUUGGUGCGUCACGGAUAUAAAGAGAAUGUGGCAAAAUCACAUGAAUAGGUAAGCAAGAAUAAUUUUCUUAAGCAUCCCAUCAACUUCUAUUUCACUUUGAUUCUCACUCGUGUGUGUUUCAAACUAAACAUCUGCAUGCUAGUACAUGUUUUUUUUGGUCAAUAAAAUUAAAUGAAUUCGAACUUAACUCCUACAAUCCACAAAAUAUUUCGAUUAUUCGUCAUUGCCUACAUAGAUAAAACAUUUUCGUAGCAAUACGUUAAUACCUCAUCUGAUAAAGUAUUAAAAUUUUCUGUUUAUUCUUCCUAUUUUUGUAAUAGCGGUAGACGCAUUUUAUUUAACACGUAUUUACUGUUACGGUUCUAAUAAUAUACAGAAAAAUAAUACUCGACUGUGAUUGAUGGAUUUCAGUGCAGUUAUAAUCGCAAUCAGCAGUGCAAUAUUCUGUAAUCACAGUGCAAUUUUCUGUAAUCAGGAAAACUUUGCCAGUGGAAUGUUCACUAUAAACUACAAUUGUCUCGAACAUUUUUAUGUAAAUUAUUAAUAAGUAAUAGCAUGGUUUCUCGUGAAAUUUGGAUAAACAUGCACUCGUGAGUUUUUCAAAGACUUGAAAUAGCACUCGUCUUUCGGACUCGUGCUAUUUUGAGGUCUUUGAAAAACUCACUCGUGCAAGUUUAUCCAAAUUGCACUCGAAACCAUGCUAUUACCUGUAUAAUAAUAUACAUAAAGAUAUUACUCGACUGUGAUUGGUUGAUUUCAGUGCAGUUAAUCCCGAACAGCAGUGCAAUUUUCUGUAAUCACAGUGCAAUUUUCUGUAAUCACAGUGCAAUUUUUUGUAAUCACAGCGCAAUUUUCUGUAAUCACAGUGCAAAAAUCUGUAACAAACUGAUCUGAUUGGUGGAAAAACAUUGUGAUGAUUAAAUCAACCAAUCAGUUUAAAACAGUUUAGUUUUAAAGAAGUAACGGUCACAGAUUGCUUCAAAACAAAACAAACAUGGCGCCGCGCUACACAAAGUAAAAGUUGCCUUCGCGUGGAAAAUAUGGCUUUUAUCUUUAUUUUUAAAUGGAAAAGCAUUUACCUUAAACAAGACUAACAAAAAAUACACAGUUGAGUGGAAUUUUCAAGCUGUUAGCGUUGUAUAAUGUGAUAAAACAAAGCCAGGAAAACUUUGCCAGUGGAAUGUUCGCUAUAAACGCGUAAGUUAAAACUACAAUUGUCUCGAACAUUUUUAUGUAAAUUAUUAAUAAGUAAUAGCAUGGUUUCUCGUGAAAUUUGGAUAAACAUGCACUCGUGAGUUUUUCAAAGACCUCAAAUAGCACUCGUCCUUCGGACUCGUGCUAUUUUGAGGUCUUUGAAAAACUCACUCGUGCCAAAUUGCACUCGAAACCAUACUAUUACCUAUACUAAUAUACCAAAAUAAUUGUUCCGCACCCUUUUUUGCGAACUAUGCUAGUAAUACCUGCAGGUAAACUAAUUUUUAUUCGAAUUAAUUUGUCAAUCUAAAAAUGAACAGCCCAACUUAAAAGAUCGUAAUUAUGUAAAAUGUUUUUGGAUCGAUCAAAGGUGUUUCAUCAAUAUCGAUCGAUCACGAAAAAUUAGAGAGUGAGCGGCAUUACUGGGAUUGGGAAAUACCAAUUUCUUGCGUCUCUCCAAAAGAAAAAAAACCGCGAUGGAUGAAGUAACCACCCACAAAUUGCAUUGUUUGAUUUGGCAGGCCAUGUGAUAAAUACCGGUAUGUCAUUAGUGUACCAAUAAUUGUGAUCAAUUGAAAUAGUGAGCACGAAUAAAAGUUAUUCACAAACCGCAGAUAGCCACAUGCUCAACUGAUCAAAUAACCACAAGCAUAUCAUAAAAUGCUGAUAAGUUAUCAACAGACUCCAUUCCUAUACCCAUAAUGUACGGUGAUAUGUUGGAUAAACGUUUUGAAUGGAAUCAAAUAACACCACUCAACCUGACUACAUUAUUGUACAAGUUUCAAAUGCUGACGUAAUUGGUGGUGUUCUUUGCACCACCGGCUCUACCGGAUGUAGACUACGAACUUUAUGCAUUAAAUAGUGUCCCUAAAUUACCUUGGUAGUAAUGUUUAUAGGUAAGGACAAAUUGCUUGCCAAAAUACGCGAGGGUUUUUUCGAAUUUGACCACCAUGCUCAGUUUUUGAUAUUAGGCCUAGUGCUUGCUUCAGAACUAUUAUUUCUAUUUAAAUCUCGCUCACGUUUGGACUGGAAAUCUUCGUUAAACUGGCCAUGAUGAAAGAAAUCUCGCGAUGUCGUACCAGCAAAUGAAACUAAACUAUGAUAUUUUCGAAAAAAAAUAUUGCAUAAAAAUAGAACCACCGUUUGGGCACAUCACUUAAAACUAUAUAAUUUAUCAUUUUUAUGCGGUUAUUUGUGUCAUUAGCUGCCGUAGAAGUGAAUAUGAACUACUGUCUUGAUAUAAUGCAUUUGAAUCCAUAAUACUGUAUGAAAGCAGCUUGAAGUUGACAUAAUUUUUCAACUGGUGUUUAAAACGUUUUGAUAUACAAUGUUCACCGUACUACAUAACUCCCUAGUUUAUUGUUAAAUCGAUCAUUGAAUCUUUUUUCUUUAUAUUUGUUUAUUUAGACAAGAUGGCCAACGAGAAGACCAACAACUCACACUGGAUGGAGGUGAAGUAGAUAUACGUUUCUUGUUGCAAUCCCGUGCAAUUUUAAAACCGGAUGAGAUAUCUGACACAAAUUACAAGCAAUAUGUUGACAUGUUGAAGCCUGAUCCUAGUGCUGAGAAGUCGUUUAUUGUUGACGAAAAUCUCUGGAAGGAUGUUAGAAUAAUUCGGUUUACCAAGUCCAGAAAGUUGAAAGCAAGCGCACAAGUUCAGAACGAAUUCCUAUCCGCCUUGACAGUUUAUCUGGAUGAAGUCGAAGAGCAUUCAAGACCAUGUGAGAAUCCUGGUCAAUUCAAGACGAAACUUACUCGAUGCGAAGUUUGUUUGAAGACUGAACUCCCUGAAGAUUUUGGAACAAAAACGACACUUAGAAAUUUUCUCCGCCAGCUAUGGGACUUCUCGUUCGCUUUAUCUACUUACUUAUCAGAGUAGGUUUUGAACAAUCAUUAGAGCAUGGUAGACUUGCAUGUAGACGGUAAAUAUAACUCUUAUUUGUUAAAAACAUUCUUCUUCUUUGUGCCUUAGUGUCACGAACAGUUGGAGCUAUAGCAGUACGGCAAUUUUCUACAUCAAGUUUUCAGUUCAUUCUAUUCAGAGUCUAAAGUCAGAAAUUAAGGGGAAAGCAAACUUUGCUCAUGAGGUCAAUAUUUAUGCUUACAAACCCUCAUGUUUUUCAAAUUAACAGUCAACGGUUGAGGCUAUUAACUAUACCAUGGAUUGCAUGUAUUAACUCACCGACUUUUCUUGCAUGUUAAACAGUAUUUUUAUUAGGUUAAAGGGGUAUUUUCUACAAAUUCACUAAGUUAUAUGGUUGAGAACGACCAUAUCGUGAUAGUAAAUUAAAACUGGCAUUUUACGCUCCUAACAAUGCUCAAUUUUCUUUAAAAAAUACUUCAAACCAUAUAGUCUGUCAAGUUAUGAUGAUCUGGAAACCCGGUAAACUUCAAAAGCUACAAAAUAGAAGACCCUUGUUUGAUGUUGAACUGUAUCUCACCGUGCACAAAUCUUUUGUCUCAACUAAUUCUCUAAAUAUUAUUCAUCGUGCUGGUACGUUUCAUCUCAGCUAUCCUUACUGGACGAAAACUUCAUUAUACCAAAUACAAUGAGAUGCAUAAAUUAACAUAAAUUCAAACAAAAUACGAUGACUUCUGUUUAGAUUCCAGACCAUCAUAUCUUGAUAGAGUAUGUUCAAAUUAACAUUGCUCAAAACUGGAAAUUUAUAUUUAUUUCAUUUUAAGGUUUUUAGACAAAACGAGUGUUUGUUGACUUCACAUCUAUAAAUUGACC
Paramuricea clavata is the source of this 5527-nucleotide messenger RNA. NCBI's taxonomy places the organism in Eukaryota, Metazoa, Cnidaria, Anthozoa, Malacalcyonacea, Plexauridae. The record is from the annotation of a GenBank genome assembly.